CAUGCAGACACUCAGUUCAAAACAGAUCGCCGGUGCGAUCGCAAUGUAAAGAUCGAUCCAAUCGCAUCACUAUCCGAGUCACCCAAGUACAAGUAGAUUUUAGAGAACAGUUUACAAAAGGCCCAUCGAUGCGUGGAUUCUAUGUAGACCAUAGACGACUCUGAAGCCACGCACGUGAGAAGAUACCAAGCUAGUGCUGUAAGUGUGAAGGGGCUCUCCAUCGAACGUUCACUUGUUCCAUCGUACGCAUCGGCAUUGCAAAAGUACGAUAAAAUAGCAAGCGAACGAGCGAAAGAGAGAGAAACCGCUUCCUUUUGAUAAGGAAGCAUCGAUCAAGUUACUUUGUGGUGCCGUUUUUCGGUGGCGUUGGCACGUGAAGCUGCUGGUGUGGUAACAAAGGUAGCGCAAUAGGGUGAUAGUGUGUUGCGGCAGUGAGAAAAAAAAGAUGGUGGCCGUUGGACAUUGAGCUACCACUACUACCACGAGUGUGAUUGAGUGACUGACUACGAGCCGUGUCUACGGACCUGGACAGACACAGCUGCUUGGUAAGGAGUGCAUUAAUGGAAAAGGAUUUUGUGAGUGCGGUAGACGACGCUUGAGCAAACCCCAGUGUAACCAGCCAAAUUUUGAAGACUUUGACCACGUUUUGAUGGACAUCCGAUGCGAGUAGCGCAACGACGCAGACCACAGACAGACAUCACUCACGCAGCGUGAAUAUUGUGGCACAAAGUGACAUUACGCUAUUGUACCGUCCAUCCGACCUUAGCUUUUUGAUUUUGAAAAGCAUCAUCCCGCUACCCAAAACUUCCUCCACCACUCGGUACUGGCUGGUUCCAGUUGCCCUUUGCCUGAUAUAAUUGUACUGCAAGCUCAAGCUAACAGAAUCUCGCAGGAACCGGAACCGGUUUGGUGUGCAAAAUGAUGGCAUCCUGUUCGUCCUUUAAUAAGCACAUCUUUCUGAAUGGGGGACCGCCGAGCGAGACGACGAGCGAGAUUUCGUCGGUGGAAAGCGAUUGGGGCGAUCUGCGACUGAUAGCGGCGCAGCUGGGCGUUGCCAAUCCGGACGAUCUGCACGUCGAGCGGUUCAAGGUGGACCGGCAGAAGCUGGAGGAUAUGAUAAAGGUGGAAACAUAUUCAGAGGGAAUGAAUAGUGCAGAGGAGUUCUUCACGAAUAUAAUGAAGGAAACCACCACCUAUGUCAGCUGGCCGUGCCGGUUGAAGAUUGGCGCGAAGACGAAAAAGGAUCCUCACAUUCGGAUCGUUGGCAAGAUGCCGGACGUUCUGCGGGCGAAGGAUAAAGUGAUGUCCCGGCUUGACUCCAGGGGUAGCCGCGUGAUCAUGAAGAUGGACGUGUCGUACACGGACCAUUCCUUCAUUAUUGGGCGCGGCGGCAACAACAUCAAGCGGAUCAUGGAAGAAACGACAACCCACAUCCACUUCCCGGACUCGAACCGUUCGAAUCCGACCGAGAAGAGCAAUCAGGUGUCGAUGUGCGGCAGCAUCGAGGGUGUCGAACGGGCGAGAUCGUUGGUUCGGAACUCGACCCCGCUGCUGAUUUCCUUCGAGCUGCCAAUUCUGGCGCCGGGCAAAACGCCGCCGGACAAUGAUACGCCGUACGUGAAGGAGGUUGAGGCCGAGUUUAGUGUGCAGGUGAUCUUCUCCACCCGGCCGAAGCUGCAUUCGUCGCUGGUGCUGGUGAAGGGUUCGGAAAAGGAAGAGCGGAUGGUGAAGGAAGCUACGCGACGGCUGAUGGAUCUGAUGUGCGAGAAUAUGGCGAGCCAAAUACCGGUGCAGAUGCAGCUCGAAAUCUCGACCCAGCAUCACCCGAUCGUGCUCGGCCGGGCAUCGAGCAAUUUGCGGGAAAUUAUGAACCGAACCGGUACACAGAUAAUGUUCCCGGAUGCAAACGAUGUGAACAUCAAGCCAAUCAAGCGCUCCCAGGUGACCAUAACCGGUUCCAUCAACGGCGUCUACCUCGCCAGGCAGCAAUUAAUUGGAAGUCUACCGAUCGCGCUCAUCUUCGACUAUCCGGAAAACACGGUCGAUUCGGACGAAAUUACCAAGCUCAUGCUAACGCACGACGUGUUCAUCUCUGUGCGCCAGAAAUCGCGCCAAAGUACGCUCUGCAUCGUGAUCAAGGGUAUCGAGAAGUUCAUCGCCAACAUUUACGAGGCACGUCAUCAGCUGCUCAAGUGUUCCGGGCCGCGUGUUGCCGCUGAAGUACCGCGCACGUACUUUGGACCGAACGAACACCCGCAACAAACGACUCAGAACAUAUCGGCACUGUUGGCAGGACCGAUUGCACCACCGAUUUCCCCACUGUCACCGAUAAAUGCACUCUCGUUCGUCGGAUGGCCUUCCCCGACGUCGGCCGCAUCGGCGGCUGCGGCUGGCUUACCCACCGCGGACUACGCAUUCGGUCACAUGCGAGGACAGUUCCAGAAUUUCCAUCUACACGGUUCACCCAAGCUACCGUCACCGCAUCAUCAACAACUGCUGCCACUGUCACUUCCGCCCGGGCUGGAUCGUACAAUCGCCGGCGGCUCCUCGGCUGGUAAGCUGUCCCACCUAUCUAGCCCACAUCUGUUGUCGGUUCCACCGGGUGGAGGUGCUGGUGGUGGAUCUUUCCUGCAAAACCAACAACAUCCGCACCAUCAUCACCAUCAUCAGCAUUCGGGCCAUUCGCACCAUCAGCGCAACCAGCAGCAGCCGGUACUUUCGAACGGGAACUGUUCGACUUCGACCAGUCUUACGGUCAGUCAGAACAGCAGCCACAAUGACAUCCACUCGAGUGGGUACCAGAGUCUGAACUGUUCCAGCAACUCGCUGGAUCAACAGUACCAGAGCAACUCGUCGACGGGAGGAUCGGUCGUGUCGCAGGUGUCCUCGAAUUCGCUCCUGAACAGCUCGCCAGAUCAUCAGAGCCCGGGCGUAUCGGGAACGAGUGGAUUGAACCGUUGCCGGCUAUCCGUUUGCACUCCCGAGAGCCCACACUAUCAGUCGGAUAUGGAGCAACGAACGCCGCUAGCGUUUGAGCAGAAGAGCUCCCUAAACGACAAGUUCCUGUUCAACCUUGACCCGCGAGUUGUGGCCGGUUACAAGGCGAUGCACAUGUCACCGCAACAGGGCGAAGUUCGCACACCGACACUGUCCUGGCAGGGGCUAGGAUUAAGUCAGUCGUCCCCAGCCCCACUCGAGGCGUGCGAUCUGAGCUGGGCCAACACGAGCAGCUCGAGCGGCAGCGGUGGCAACGGGGCAGCCAACACCAGCACCAGCAGCUCGAGCAGUGGGGCGACCGAAUCGCGCCACAAUCUGACGACCACCAUGAUCGAGGUGACGCCACGGCAUCAGCGCGAACAGAUGGCCCAGUACAACGACGUCACGACCAUACUGACCGGUCUCGGGCUGGAGCAUUACAUCAAGAACUUUAUCAACGGUGAAAUCGAUAUGACCGUCUUCCAGACGCUUACCGAUCAGGAUCUGCUUAAUUUGGACAUUAAACCGCUCGGUGCACGGCGCCGCAUACUGAUGGCGAUACACGAUUUGAGCGCACGGCCGGGCAGUGGACUGUUUGGCUCGUCGGCAUUGUCACCGUCCGGGCUGCCACUGUCACGAUUCUCCGGAUCGGCAGCACCCGGUGCCGAGAGGCGUAGCUCCAGUGGACAGUAGAGCGGUGCGGAGAGUGUUGUGGAACGGGGCGAAGUUUGCUGGCUGCGAGCACUUGGAGCAGAACAAAAAAUUAAACGCUCGUUUAAUUAAUAGUUUUCUUCCAAAAAAAAAAGUCCAACAAACCACGGCAAACCAAGAUGUUCGAUUGGUGCAAGAUUUGUCACCCGGAAUGUCUUACAAUUCUGCUUGCUGAAGGAGUUUAAAAUCCGUACAUCUCACGUUGCAAUGUCCAACUGUGUCACAGCUGUGGUUCGCUUCAGUGGAAGUGAAAAUUUACGCUCUGAAACCACCCCAGAGAAAAAAGAAAGCCCUGCAUCGUCUCAAAGCGUAAAGAUAAAAGGCUUCGAAAACGGAGCAGAAAACCGGAAGCCACCCGCUUUCGAUUCGAUUCUCGGUGCCGGGUGCUUGAUUUGAAACGGGAAGCCACCGCCAACUGUUGACCAAAUGAGACAGUCACAAAAGUACAAAGAGCGGCACGAAUUCAAACUGACACGGGCGGAUGUUGCGGACCGAAUGUUGCCGCGUAGAGCAAAAGCGACGACCCGACAGCAGGAAGACGGUACAAUAAUUGCAAUUAAAUGCAACUGCAUCCGCUCCGUUAAUCCUGUUUGUGGAACACACCGGCCAGGAUCAACGCUCAGCUCAGCCCGGUCACUGGCGUGGGAAGGAAACGGACCACGAACAACAACAAAAAACACACACAUAAAGUCACACUGCUAGUCAACCACCCAACAACCCCCGCAGGAGUCACUCGCCAGUCUCGCAAGACAAGACAAAUCCCCGGAGUCGCUUUUAUACUUCAAAUUCUGUUUUAAUUCCAUCUCCGGUGCUUAAGCAACACGAGCAACACGAGCUUUUAAGUGCAAUGAGACGUGUGUCUCCGAGCCUCCGUUUUCCAACCACGCCGAAGCGUCCAACGUUACUUCCUUCCCUGUGGAAGCACCAAGCGCCAUCUAGCGGCAAACGUUUGAAGCUGCGCAUUCGUAUCGGAGUAGUAGGAAGCCGAUAGCAGCAGCAGCAGCAGCUAGAAUCGUGGAAAAAUUUAACAACUGCGCACCCUUCCACAACCUUCCCUCUGCCCCCUUCGAGCUCAUCCACACCCUCUCGUUAUGAUCCUUACAGCUCGCCGUGCAUCUACAGCUUCUAAUUGCAUGCCUUUCAUAUAAUUGCAUUGAUUUUAAUUUUGAAUAGAUACAAAACCGCACCACUACACACAGUUCAGUUCACACAGUUGCACUGCUUUCGUUCCGUUCCUCGGGUGGCAUGUGACGCGAAAGCAGCAAAGUAGCGAAACGCCCAAACGUAGAGCCAAACACGCCGAGAAGCGUUGAAAAUAAUUUAUUUAAUUCUCUUUCAUGAUGUUUGGUAGGAGCAAUUCUUUCGAUUCACUAGCUGAAGCAUCACGAGCAAAAGAAACAGGCGACGAGGCUUUGCUUGUGGCGUGGCGUUUAGAUAAUGAAUGAAUUUCCGCAAACCCCGUGGUUGGGGACGGUUCAUCAGCAGACAGUUCUUUAGAAUUUUGCGUUCCGUAGCUCACCGGAUUUGCCUACCGGGUGACAAAUUUAGUUGACACGUUGCUUGAGGUGCAAAACCCGGGUCGCCACCGAGAGGCGAAGAAGGAUUUCCCACCACGAACUCUGUGUGUGCGUGUGUGCGGUUCGGUACUGUAUGUGUUUUGUUGUGUUCAUUAUCACUUUAUUUUCCUUUCUUCCAUUUUAUCCAUUAGAACUAUAAUUUUUGCACUGCAUUCCUUUCAAGAUUUUUUCCCCCCUGCUUUUGCACCUUUCCGAGAGAUAUUUUGUCAAGUGCAUGCGUUUAAGUUUUUCUUCUACGUUUCUUUUUUCCUUCCGCGAGGAAAACGUUAAACAAACCUAGCUCGUUGUUUGCACGAUCCCCACUCACCCUUCCCGAAUAGCCUAGAAUGUAUGGAAAUUGUUGAAGCAAUUGUUCUGAAAUUAUUGUUAACAGAAGAAGAUAAAAAAGAGUUACUGCAUGCUUUACAAGAAA
Messenger RNA from Anopheles stephensi (Asian malaria mosquito), 5676 nucleotides. It is a transcript of the gene BicC, whose product is annotated as protein bicaudal C. Bases 919 to 3669 code for a protein of 916 amino acids. NCBI's taxonomy places the organism in Eukaryota, Metazoa, Arthropoda, Insecta, Diptera, Culicidae. The record is from RefSeq and is a predicted model, not a curated record. The transcript is spliced from 9 exons. Gene Ontology annotation, cellular component: cytoplasm. Gene Ontology annotation, molecular function: protein binding; RNA binding.